Teleopsis dalmanni is the source of this 2243-nucleotide messenger RNA. It is a transcript of the gene Uba2, whose product is annotated as SUMO-activating enzyme subunit 2. The record is from RefSeq and is a predicted model, not a curated record. Lineage: Eukaryota; Metazoa; Arthropoda; Insecta; Diptera; Diopsidae. Gene Ontology annotation, biological process: protein sumoylation. Bases 129 to 2180 code for a protein of 683 amino acids. Gene Ontology annotation, cellular component: cytoplasm; SUMO activating enzyme complex. The transcript has 4 exons. Gene Ontology annotation, molecular function: SUMO activating enzyme activity.
GACGCCGCUUUAUAAUAAUUUUCAGUCACGUUAAUUGUGUAUAUUGCAAAAAAAAUUUUAGAGAUUUCGUUUGAAUAAAAUAUUCCUUAUAAAGAUUUCCAAUUACUUUUUUUAAAUAGAACGAUAAUAUGGCUGCAAGUUUGCCAGGUGUUUUUGCUACGAACCUACAAGAAAAAAUACUCCAGUCCAAAAUUUUGGUCGUCGGUGCCGGUGGGAUAGGUUGCGAAGUUCUUAAAAACCUUGUUUUGUCCGGAUUUCCUCAUAUUGAAAUUAUAGAUUUAGAUACUAUCGAUGUAAGUAAUCUGAACCGCCAAUUUUUAUUUCAUAAGGAACAUGUUGGAAAAUCUAAAGCACAAGUAGCAUGUGACAGUGCACUUAAAUUUAAUCCCGAUGCGAAAAUAAUCGCAUACCAUGAUAGCAUCACCGCAAGCCAAUAUGGUGUAAAUUUCUUUAAGAAGUUUGAUGUUGUACUAAACGCUUUGGAUAAUCGUGCGGCACGUAACCAUGUUAAUCGUAUGUGUCUAAAUGCUGAAGUGCCGUUAAUUGAAAGUGGUACUGCUGGUUAUAAUGGUCAAGUUGAAAUGAUAAAAAAAGGUUUAACAGAAUGUUACGAAUGUGUGCCAAAAGCUGCGGAAAAAACUUUUCCUGGUUGUACUAUUCGCAAUACUCCAUCAGAACCAAUACAUUGUAUUGUUUGGGCUAAACAUCUUUUUAAUCAAUUAUUUGGCGAAACAGUCGAUGAAGAAGACAUAUCACCUGAUGUGGAAGAUCCGGAAGCUCAAGUGAAAGACUCAGAAUCCGUUGAAAAAGAAAAAGAAAAUAUACCCGAAAAAGGCAACGUCACACGUUUAAGUACUCGUCAAUGGGCAAAAGAAUCAAAUUUUGAUGCUGCCGUUCUUUUUGAUAAAUUUUUCAAUGAUGAUAUAAAUUAUUUAUUAAGCAUGUCCAAUUUGUGGCAAAGUCGAAAACCACCUAAACCUAUUAGUUGGAGCAAUGUACUAUUACAAACUCUUGAUUGUAGUGUAGCAGAUUUGCAAGAAUAUCACAAACUUUGGUCGUUAGCUACUUGUGCAAGAGUAUUUGAAGAUUGUCUUGAGAAUCUUAAGGUUUCCUUUUCAAAAUUAGGUGAAGCUGGGUCACUUAGUUGGGAUAAGGAUGACCAACCAGCAAUGGAUUUUGUUGCGGCUUGUGCAAACAUACGAGCAUAUAUAUUCGAAAUACCAAGAAAAUCUCGAUUCGAAAUAAAAUCUAUGGCUGGUAAUAUUAUUCCUGCAAUUGCUACUACAAAUGCCAUUACCGCCGGCGUAGUUGUUCUAAAAGCUUUUAAAAUAUUACAGGGAGAUUUUCAGAAAUGUCAGUCGGUCUAUACACGGUUGCGACAAAAUGCACGACAACAAAUGAUUAUACCCGAUAAAUCACUAGUUGCACCAAAUCCCAAAUGUUAUGUUUGUGCUGUAGAUCCCGCAAUAUAUUUAAAAGUUGAUACAAAGCGUAUGCGCAUGAAGGAAUUACGCGAUGAUGUAUUAAUAAAAAAUCUUAAUAUGAUUAAUCCUGAUGUAACAAUUGAUGUCAAAGGUGUGGUAGUGCUUUCAUCAGAAGAAGGUGAAACCGAAUGUAAUGAUGAAAAGUUUUUAAAUGAAAUGGAUAUUGUUGAUGGUGUACUUUUGAAAUGUGAUGAUUUUUUCCAAAAUUAUAUAUUAAGAGUAAUUAUUGUUCAUUUCGAUGCUGAACGUAAUGAUGUUUUAUUUGAAGUAAUUGCUGAUGAAGAACAAUUGAAGCCUAAAGAAGCAGAACCGGAGAAGACUGACCAUAAAAACGGUAGUACUAAUAAUUUGCAUAAUAGUGAUAUAGAAGACGGUCCUUCUACUUCCAAAAAAAUUCGUUUGAUUGAAAUUGUCGAAGAUGAUGACGACCUAUGUGUGAUUGAAGAUGACGAAGAUGACGCUGCCGUCGUAACUGAAGCAACUGGUCAGUUAACUGUACAAAGUCCCGAAAAAGUAUUAAACACUAAUACUCCAAAAACAACCAAGCGUAAACAAAAUCAUGCUGAGAAUGGAGUUGAUGAAAUAACAGAAAUACAUGAUGUUGAUGAUGAUGAUAAUGAGCAAGAUAUGGGACCUACAAAAUCCAAACGUACACGGGUUGUUGAACAAGAAAGUGAAGUUAUUGAUAUCGAUUAAACUCUCGAAUAUUUAUAAGCAAAAUAAAUAUUUUUGAAAUAAAUGUGUCUAAUGAAGAAUUUA